AACAAGUUGUGACAGCUUCUUCAAUAUGGCCCAUUUAUUUAAAGCUUAAGGAAUCAAUACUUCAAAACAAUGAUAACUCAAGAUAUACAUGUGAUCUUACUCAAUGUGAAAAUCAAGAUGAUAAUGGUGAUACCGAAGAACUUUUUCCAACUACAUCUCAAUGUGCAAUGUCUACAGGUGAGAUAACCUCUUACCUCAAUAGUAAUGAAGUUGAUGAAACUAACAACAGUGAUGAAGAUACUUCUGCCAAUACCAGUAAUGAUACUGCCUCAGACACAAUGUUGAAUCACUUAGAAGAACACAUAAAAAGAGCCAUUAAAACACCACUUUUUAAACGAUACGAUAAUAAUAAAGCCAGACCAGUUUUACAAAAAAUAAGUUUUCUGGACCCAAGAUACAGAAGUCAUUACAUCGAAUUGGCACAAAAGGAUUUUAUCAUACGCUUAAUAAAACAAGAAAUGGACGAAAUUGGACAUCAAAUGGAAGUUGAUAAAACUGACAAAAAUACAAAUAUUGGAGGAUUGGCUGCAUUUUUGGGAAAUCUUUCAAACAUACCUGUUGAAACAAAUUCUAUACAAGAUUUGAACCAAAUAGAACUUGACAAGUAUUUAUCAUUGCCAAGUGUUGGUUUGAAUUGUAAUCCUUUACAAUGGUGGAAAAUAUUCCAUUCAGAAUUUCCAACAUUGGCCAAAUUAGCUAUGAAGUACUUGUGUAUACAAGGCACAAGUGUACCAAGUGAACGGAUUUUUAGUUGUGCUGGUAAUGUCAUUACUGAUCACCGAUCCUCAUUGUCUCCAGAACAUGCUGAAGAAUUAAUUUUUUUGUCUAUGAAUGCCAAGUAUGUUUCUAAGUGACUUAC
Molecule: messenger RNA, 859 nt
Organism: Melanaphis sacchari
Lineage: Eukaryota; Metazoa; Arthropoda; Insecta; Hemiptera; Aphididae
Product: zinc finger BED domain-containing protein 1-like
Exons: 2
Coding region: 168-854 (228 amino acids)
Molecular function (GO): protein dimerization activity
Source: RefSeq, a predicted model, not a curated record